Leptonychotes weddellii (Weddell seal) is the source of this 1922-nucleotide messenger RNA. The record is from RefSeq and is a predicted model, not a curated record. NCBI's taxonomy places the organism in Eukaryota, Metazoa, Chordata, Mammalia, Carnivora, Phocidae.
CUUCCGCCGAGGCCUUGGAGCCGACUGGACGGAGCUUCCGGGUAGAGCGGCGUCCUACGAGACCGGAUACUGAAUAAUACAUUUAAGGAAAAAAUGGAUGAAGAACCUGAAAGAACUAAGCGAUGGGAAGGAGGCUAUGAAAGGACAUGGGAGAUUCUUAAAGAAGAUGAGUCAGGAUCACUUAAAGCUACGAUAGAAGACAUUCUCUUCAAAGCAAAGAGAAAAAGAGUAUUUGAGCACCAUGGACAAGUUCGACUUGGAAUGAUGCGUCAUCUUUAUGUGGUAGUAGAUGGAUCAAGAACAAUGGAAGACCAAGAUUUAAAGCCAAAUAGACUGACUUGUACUUUAAAGUUAUUGGAAUACUUCGUAGAAGAAUAUUUUGAUCAAAAUCCUAUUAGUCAGAUUGGAAUAAUUGUAACAAAGAGUAAAAGAGCUGAAAAACUGACCGAACUCUCAGGAAACCCAAGGAAACAUGUAACAUCUUUGAAGAAAGCUGUAGAUAUGACCUGUCAUGGAGAGCCAUCCCUCUAUAACUCCUUAAGCAUGGCUAUGCAAACUCUAAAACACAUGCCUGGACAUACAAGUAGAGAAGUCCUAAUCAUCUUUAGCAGCCUCACAACUUGUGAUCCGUCUAAUAUCUAUGAUCUAAUCAAGACCCUAAAGGCAGCUAAAAUUAGAGUGUCUGUUAUCGGAUUAUCUGCAGAGGUUCGGGUUUGCACUGUACUUGCUCGUGAAACUGGUGGCACAUACCAUGUUAUUUUAGAUGAAAGCCAUUAUAAAGAAUUGCUGACACAUCAUGUUAGUCCUCCGCCUGCUAGCUCAAGUUCUGAAUGUUCACUUAUUCGCAUGGGAUUUCCCCAGCAUACCAUUGCUUCUCUGUCUGAUCAAGAUGCAAAACCCUCUUUCAGCAUGGCAAAACCAGACAAAAUGUAUGAAACAAUGAUUUUCAGAUGUGGACAACAGGCAGUGCAGGUAAUGAUCCCUGAAGGCAGGGAAACAAAUGAGGUGGGCCCUGUGAGUGUGGCUUACUGCCUCGAGAGAAUUUCCAGGCUGCAGUGCAGGGAGGGAAAACCCAACCAGAGCCUGGAGGUCUUGGUCAGGUGAAGAAACCAAGUUCAGAGUUUGGGGAGGCUGAAAUGGCUGUAGUUUUCCACGCACAGUGCUAGAAAGUAAAGAGCUGUACAGAAAGCUCUCAAGAUUGCAGAGACUUCCCCAUGAGUCAUCAGCUGAGUUAUGAUCAUCACAUUUGUGUGGGAGCUACUAGAGACCAAGGAAAGAACCCCUGAAUAGGAGCAGGCAGCAUAUCCCUGGAGCUCACAUGGGGCAGGGAACAGUUCAUGGUCCUACCAGUCAGUGUGGAGGGAUAUCUUAACAGUGGGCAUUGAACACAGUCCACAGUAAUGGAACCAAAUUAACCCUAGACUAACAGCUGUUCUGGAUAGCCUAAUGAACUCUAAAGCAAGUUUUGAACAGAUCAAACUAUUUCCAAGUUACUUAACUAUAUUCUAGAAGAAGCCCCAACAUAUUUAAGGGAAUACCAAAAAAUCCAGCACCUAAAACAAAGAAAAAUCAUAAUGUCUGGCAGCAAAUCAAAAAUGACCAGGCAUGCAACGAAGUAGGAAAAUAUGACCCAUAAUAAGGAGAGAAUCAUAGAACAGAAACAUACUCAGAAACAACACAGUUGAUGGAAUUAGGCAAAGUAUUAAAACAGCUAUUACAAAAAAGACCCAAAUCAAAGUUCUAGAGACAAAUACAGUAUCUGAAAUGAAAAAUAUACUGGAUGGGACUAACAGCAGAUGAGUCCCUGAAGAAAAGAUGAGUGAAUUUAAGGACAUUAGUGCAAUUUGGGCCCCUGGCUCGCUCAGUAGGAAGAGCAUGCAACUCUUGAUCUCGGGGUUGUGAGUUCGGGCCCCACAUUGGGU